Messenger RNA from Danaus chrysippus (African queen), 1026 nucleotides. The record is from the annotation of a GenBank genome assembly. Lineage: Eukaryota; Metazoa; Arthropoda; Insecta; Lepidoptera; Nymphalidae.
AUGGCGGUGAAGUGGACAACAAAGUGGAAGUGGCCGACUUACCUGAACGCGGAUACUGUGGAGUGGUGUCCAAUAGAGCCGUACACACAUAUACUCGUGUGUUCAACGUACCAGCUAGAUACUAAGGAUGAAGCUGCGAACGGUCGUAAACAAAGGCGUCUUGGAAGGAUUAAUGUGCUAUCAAUAACGGAUGAUAUGAAAGAGAUUGUUCCCAUACAAACUAUAGACGCAUCUGGGGUGUUAGAUCAGAAAUGGUGCCAUCAUAAGGUUCAAGGUUACCCCGUGCUAGGACUCGUGACGUCUGAAGGAUAUUUGCAGCUCUUCCGUCUAGUUGACACCGAUCGUUUGAAGUUAGAACUCUGGUUGGAAGGUCAGCUCGGUCGAGAUGUACUAGCGCUUUCACUCGACUGGUCCACCAAUAAAAUAUUGAACGAAGAGCCGCGUUUAAUAGCCAGUGAUACUUCGGGAACUAUAACCUUGACGAAGGUUGUUGGGAAUUUCAUGAGGAAGAUAGGGAAAUGGAAAUGUCAUUCCUACGACGCGUGGGUCACCGCUUUCAACUACUGGAACACAGAUCUGUUUUACUCUGGUGGUGAUGACUGUUUGUUCAUCAGCUACGAUGUGAGGACGCCGCUGCCUGUGCUAAUCAAUCAAAGUCAUAACGCUGGAGUGACAGCCAUUAAGAGCAGCGUAGACGUAGAAUACCAACUCCUCACCGGAAGUUACGACGAAAAAGUACGUCUAUGGGAUACGAGGAACCUAAAACGCUGCAUUUCAGAGUGCGAGGUCAAUGGAGGAGUAUGGAGGUUGAAGUACAAUCCGAAUGAAAAAAGCGUCGUCGUAGCGGCCUGCAUGUACGGCGGCUUCAGAUUACUCCGUAUCAAUAAAGACGUGAAAGUCAUGUACGAGUAUCUUGAACAUGAGAGCAUCGCGUAUGGAGCCGAUUGGAAAUAUGACGACAGAUCAGUUGUAGCCACUUGCUCCUUCUACGAUAGUAUGAUGCACAUCGGAGAAGUCACAUUUUAG